UGCGCAGACUGGCUCUUCCUUUCUGCUCGCUUCUCCGCCAUGGCGCCUAUUCAGAAGAAGCAGAACACCGGCAAAGGUGGCAAGAAGAAGAAGCAGGUCCUGAAGUUCACCCUGGACUGCACCCAUCCAGUGGAGGAUGGCAUCAUGGACGUGGCCAACUUCGAACAGUUCCUGCAGGAACGCAUCAAGGUGAACGGGAAAGCUGGCAACCUGGGUGGAGGUGUGGUGUCCAUUGAGAGGAGCAAAAGCAAGAUCACAGUUUCCUCCGAGGUGCCUUUCUCCAAACGAUACCUGAAGUACCUGACCAAGAAGUACCUAAAGAAGAACAAUCUCCGUGACUGGCUGCGCGUGGUUGCUAACACCAAGGAGAGCUACGAGCUACGCUACUUCCAGAUUAAUCAGGAUGAAGAAGAGGAGGAAGAUGAAGAUUAAAUUGCCAUUCUGAUUUUGUACAUUUAAAUAAAUUUUGUUUACAGUACACAA
Molecule: messenger RNA, 483 nt
Organism: Cololabis saira (Pacific saury)
Lineage: Eukaryota; Metazoa; Chordata; Actinopteri; Beloniformes; Belonidae
Product: large ribosomal subunit protein eL22
Exons: 4
Coding region: 40-432 (130 amino acids)
Biological process (GO): cytoplasmic translation
Cellular component (GO): ribosome
Molecular function (GO): structural constituent of ribosome; RNA binding
Source: RefSeq, a predicted model, not a curated record